Messenger RNA from Sebastes umbrosus (honeycomb rockfish), 558 nucleotides. Its product is annotated as complement C1q-like protein 3. Gene Ontology annotation, molecular function: protein binding. NCBI's taxonomy places the organism in Eukaryota, Metazoa, Chordata, Actinopteri, Perciformes, Sebastidae. The transcript has 3 exons. Bases 1 to 558 code for a protein of 185 amino acids. The record is from RefSeq and is a predicted model, not a curated record.
AUGAAGUUCACAAUUGUAUUAUUCGUUUUGCUGUUUAGCGGCUUGAUUUUAGCCGGAGAUGUUGGUAAUACUGGAACAGGAAAACCUGGCGAAACGCGAUCAGACGGUGAAAACCAGCUUCUGCAACUGAGGAACAAAGAAGGAGCCCGGGUGAUAUUCAGUGCAGCAACCGUAGGAGGACAUAAAAACAUCAAACCCUUCCACAAAGACACCACCUUAAUCUACAGAACAGUGAUGACAAACAUUGGUAAUGCCUACAGUCCAUCUACAGGUAUCUUCACUGCACCGUUUGCAGGUGUUUAUUACUUCACCAUCUUCUUUCACACUGGAAGAGGACAUGAGGCAAAGCUGCUUCUCUACAAGAACAAUGAACACGUACUCACAACCCAUAAUCAGCCAUCAUCUUACACAGCUGAUAACGGAGGAAACGCAGCGUUCCUGAUGCUGCAGCACGGAGACCAGAUGUAUGUGCGCAUGGGUGAAAAUACACCUGCUUGGGGAAGCGACUACCAUACAAUCUUCAGUGGUUUUUCGGUGAAAAUGUUUCCACCAAAAUGA